Limulus polyphemus (Atlantic horseshoe crab) is the source of this 2349-nucleotide messenger RNA. RefSeq names its product homeobox protein B-H1-like. Lineage: Eukaryota; Metazoa; Arthropoda; Merostomata; Xiphosura; Limulidae. The coding region runs from base 74 to 1060 and encodes 328 amino acids. Gene Ontology annotation, cellular component: nucleus. Gene Ontology annotation, molecular function: RNA polymerase II transcription regulatory region sequence-specific DNA binding; DNA-binding transcription factor activity, RNA polymerase II-specific. The record is from RefSeq and is a predicted model, not a curated record. Gene Ontology annotation, biological process: regulation of transcription by RNA polymerase II. The transcript is spliced from 3 exons.
CAAAGAAGAAUCGAAACCAGGUCGUUAAAGGUUGGCCGCAGUUUGUGAUCAAGUUGUCCUAAUUGGUUCUUAUAUGGGUUGUUGGCAAAGAGCUGGACAACAAAACGAGUUCAGAGUCAUGACCAUUGAAGUCCGCGCGUCUACCGAGCAUAUGUCGGCAGGAGAAAGAGGUAACGAAAACGGCAUGUGUCCUCAUGAUCGUCGGUCUUCUACGGAGAGUCCUACACCGUCGUCGUUUUUUAUUCGGGAUAUUCUGAACGAAACGGCCGAUGUCAAGUGUGGGUUGGUCCGCAAAGAUGCAAAGAACGGCACUUCGUCAAUUUCAAGUGAGUUUGGUGAGUGUAAGUCUAACCUGACACAAGCAUCGGAGACAGACAGCUGUGUUAAGCCUAGUUCUUCGCCAAGUCGCCACGGAGAAGACGUAAAUGAAGAGAACCCACUUAGUGAUGAAGAGGACGUAGUGACAGAAUCAGGCGGGGAAGGCCAGAACAACAGCAGGAACUCAGAUUCACCUUGUGCCUUUAAGACUAAAAAGCAGAGAAAGGCCAGAACUGCUUUCACUGAUCAUCAGUUGCAAACUUUAGAAAAAAGCUUCGAACGACAGAAGUACCUAAGUGUUCAGGACCGCAUGGAGCUAGCCUCAAAAUUAAACCUAACUGAUACACAAGUCAAGACUUGGUACCAAAACAGACGAACCAAAUGGAAGAGACAAACGGCUGUAGGGUUGGAGUUACUUGCUGAAGCUGGAAAUUAUGCAGCUGUCCAAAGAAUGGUACAGACAACGCCAUAUUGGUUCUCUCAUCUCACACCUUCCUCAUCUCAUCCGCCUUUAGACAGUCUCUCAAAUCUAGAUUUCUACUACAAGCACUCUGCUGCUGGGCUACUCAAACCUUUCCCCUUCAGGCUGUAUCCCUCUUCAAUGAGCUGGUUACCAUUUCCUCCCGGUGGCGUUAAUUCUCUAUCUGCAACGUCCCGGAAUACUUCCGAGGCAGCACGUGGCUCAAUAGCGACGUCAAGCUCCUACACGUAUUCUAAAGAACAGUCUUGGCCAUCAAUGUAGGUAUAAUUGGUGGACAAAAUAACCGAGAUAGGUGUGGGUUUGCUAUAGUUGUCUACUAAUGUGUUUGAAUAUCAGCAAAGAAAUCCCAUUCUAUGAGUAUUAAUAAGUUAUCAUAAAUUUGUUAAUGUUAAUUGAAUCUUAAAAAAAAACGAACCUUUACCAGUUCUCUUGAUUAGAGUUCUUUGGUUACUAGUGAAGGACAAUCUAGAUGGAUAACAUUAUGACCAUCAGAACAUGAACUGUAUGGGAUCUUACAAGGUUUAUGCUUUACUUUUUUUUAAGGCUAAAAAAAUAAAAAUGGCCUUCAAAGGUCUAACAACUGUGAUAUAGAAUAUACAGUAUUAAAUCCAAGAAUUGGGUACACUUUCUAAAGGUUCCUGUUUUUGUGUUGUCUAACUAUACUGCAUUUGAAAAGAAGUAAAUCUUGGUCUAUGAAAAAAGUUAACAAAAGAUCUGAAAGAUGUAAAAUCUGAGAAAUGUAUAAGAGCUCGAGGUGAAGUCUUUGGAUAAUCUAUCGUUUAAUAUUUAAUAGCUAAGGGUAUAAGAAAACGUGCAAAAUGUAAUGCAUUGAGAAUUGUUUAAAGACUUUGUUUCUCAAUGAAAACGCAUAUGAUAAUGAUUUAGAUGGUGAUUUGCUCUAAACUGAAGAGUUCUAACAUAACAGUGGCUUAAAACUUCAGUCAUAAUCUAAGGAUUGAAAAAAGAGGAUUCAGCCAUAUAGUUCAAGGACUGAAACCGGUUUAAAGAUUCAUAGAAAAGUGUUUAACAAUUUUAAUAUAGAUAAAAGAAAUAAGGUGUUCAAAUAUUCAUAGGUGGCUUGAAAGUUAAAGUUGACCAUAGGUUCAUAUAUAGCCCAAGAUUUAAAAUGUGGUCAAAGAUUUAACUUUAGCAUAAGGAGUAAAAUAUGGUGAAAGAGUCAGGUAUAGCGUAAGAUUUAAAAGAGGUCUAAACUUGAGCUUAAGUAAAUAAAGGUGAAAGAUUCGGAAAUAACCACAAAGCUGUGGAAAAUAAUACAUGUAUAAGUGAAACUAUUAAAAUAAAUGCAGUUCAUGUUGAUCGAAUAUACACUAGGAUGUGUCACUUUAAUUAUGCCGUCCGUUUGCUGUUGUUGAAUACAUUCUUUAUAUAUAGUAAGCCAUGUAUGCCGUUCCUUGGUCGACACAUCACAAACCAACCAAAGUCGUCAAAUUGAGUUUUGUCCAAUUGUAUUUUCUUUACGGUUUUGUAUAUAUAUAACAGGUGACGUGUUUCUUGUUGGUUCUUCAAUUUAGGAUGAAGAGCUUAUAUAU